AUGGAUCUAAAACAGGUAUUGCACAUGAAUGGUGGCAACGGAGAAGAAGGUUAUGCAAACAAUUCCUUACUUCAGAAAAAGGUUAUUUCUAUGACAAAAUCUCUGAGAGACGAAGCUAUAACCAACGUGUACCGCAACACAAAGCCAAAAAGUUUAGGAAUUGCAGAUUUGGGUUGUUCUUAUGGCCCAAACACUUUUUUGGUGAUCGCAGAAGCUAUAAAAGCUGUGGAAAAGUUUUGUCAAGAACAGAAGCAAAAAUCUCCAGAAUAUAAAGUAUUCUUGAAUGAUCUACCAGGGAACGAUUUCAACAAUGUGUUUUUGUCUUACGACGCGUUCAAGAAAAAUCUUAUUAGUGAAGUGAAAACUCAAAUGAGUCCUUUAUAUUUCUUUGGAGCACCUGGUUCCUUUUAUGAUAAGCUUUUUCCUAAUAAAAGUUUGCAUUUUAUUCAUUCUUCAUAUAGCCUUCAGUUUCUAUCUAAGGUUCCUGAGGGUAUAGACAACAACAAAGGCCACAUUUACUGGGCUAAGACAAGUCCUCCAAAUGUUUUGAAAGCUUACCUUGAACAAUAUAAAGCAGAUUUGUCUUUCUUUCUCAAGUGCCGUGCUGAAGAAUUAGUUGAAGGGGGUCGUUUGGUUGUAACUUUAAUCGGUGAGGAUCCAGUUAACAAGGAUCGUGGUUACAUUUGGGAAAUCAUGUCUAUGGGUCUUAAUGAUAUGGUCAAACAGGGAAUCAUAAAAGAAGAAAAGGUCAACACUUUCAACAUCCCUCUCUAUUAUCCAUCUCUAGCUGAAGUGAAGAAGGAAAUUGACACACAAGGAUCAUUUGACAUCAAUUAUUUGGAGACUUCUCAAGUGAAUUUAGCUGAACUUGAUAAUUGGGAUGAUUUGGAUUUUACCUCUAAAAAGCCCGAAUCACUCAAAGAUGGUGGAUACAAUAUGGAAAACAGUUUUAGAGCUGUGGCUGAACCUAUGCUAACUGGCCAUUUUGGUGAAAGUGUUACUAAAGAAGCUUUUAACCGCUUCCUGAAACAUAUGGCUGAUCAGAUGCCCAAAGAUAAAAGACCUAAGCUCACCAAUAUUACCAUGUCAUUAAUUAGAAAGGCUUUUUAA
Vicia faba (fava bean) is the source of this 1110-nucleotide messenger RNA. NCBI's taxonomy places the organism in Eukaryota, Viridiplantae, Streptophyta, Magnoliopsida, Fabales, Fabaceae. The record is from the annotation of a GenBank genome assembly.